CUCUCGCGGUCGCGGUCGGGGCUGCGGGAGCUGGGGUCGGGGUAGCCGCGCGCGCGAGGGCGGCGGAGGCGGGAAGGGCUGCGAGCGGCGCCGGGGAGCGGCGCGAUGGUGAUGGCGGCGAAGAAGGGCGCGGGCCCCGGCGGCGGGGGCGCGGGCAGCAAAGCGGAGGCCGAGGCGGCCUCGGAGGUGUGGUGCCGCCGGGUGCGGGAGCUGGGCGGCUGCAGCCAGGCCGGGAACCGCCACUGCUUCGAGUGCGCGCAGCGCGGGGUCACCUACGUGGACAUCACCGUGGGCAGCUUCGUGUGCACCACCUGCUCCGGCCUCCUGAGAGGCCUGAACCCCCCUCAUCGAGUCAAGUCCAUCUCCAUGACAACUUUCACUGAGCCUGAAGUUCUGUUCCUCCAAUCUCGUGGAAAUGAGGUCUGCCGGAAGAUCUGGAUGGGCCUUUUUGACGCUCGGACGUCCUUGAUACCAGAUUCCAGGGACCCUCAGAAGGUGAAGGAGUUUCUCCAAGAAAAAUAUGAGAAAAAAAGAUGGUAUGUCCCCCCAGAGCAAGUCAAGGGGCCAGCCUACAGCAAAGGCGGAGCCUCCACCCCUGCCCAGGGCUCCGCCCCGGAAGGGAAGCCCGUGCGCUCGCUUCUGGGAGAACCUCUCGCUGAUGCUGCCCAGCCCGUCAGCCAGCCUCCGGCCCACACGGCCCAGGCCCGGAGCUCCCAGCCGCCCUCCCACUCCGCCGCCAAGAAAGCCAGCACCGACCUGCUGGCCGACAUCGGCGGAGACCCCUUCGCCGCCCCGCCGGCCGCGCCCGCCUUCGCCGCCUUCCCAGGCUUCGGAGGGGCCCAGGCUCCUUCCCACGGCAGCUUUGCCAACUUCGAUGCCUUCAGCAGCAGUCCUGGCUCUGCUGCCUUCGGAAGCCUCCCUGCAUCGGCCCAGGCCCCGUUCCAGGCCCAGCCAGCGCCUGCAGCCAAUCGGAUGCUAACUGGAAGUUACAGCUUCGGGGGCAGCCAGGUGUCCGCGUUUGGCGUCGCACCCCUUGCCAGUCAGCCCGGCGGCCUUGCGGACGUGAGUGGCCUCCUGGGACCCAGGAUGCCUGCUGGAGGUCUCCCUGGCAGUGUCUUCGCAAUGCCCAGCCAGGUGCCCACACUGCAGUCAGCUGUGCCAGGAGCUAGCAGCAAUGCGGGGCUCGCCUUUGGAGCCUUCACCAACCCCUUCGCUACCCCUGCCCAACCCCAGCUGCCUUCUACCAAUCCAUUCCAGCCCAAUGGUCUAGCCUCAGGGCCUGGCUUCGGGGUGGGCGGUGUCGGGCCUGGCCUCCUCCAGCCGGCGCCGCCUCCCGGGGCCUUCGCCAGCGCCUUCCCGGCACCGAUGUUCCCCGCGCAGGCCGGCCUGACCGAGCAGAACGGCUCUUCCUUUGGCGACUUGGGGACCUCCAAGCUGGGGCAGAGGCCUCUGAGCCAGCCGGCCGGGAUCUCUACCAAUCCUUUCAUGACCGGAUGCUCAGCGUUGGCCUCCAAGCCCCCAACUACAAACCCGUUCUUGUAGCGCUGUGUCCUUGGGAAAAAGGGCGCUCCCCACUCGGGCCGCGGCCCCCAGAGCCCUGGCGACCGUUUGCCUGUGGGCAUUUCUGUGGGUCUGAGGCAGGGUUAGGGACCUUGGACAGGGAGGUGGACAGGGACCCACAGCUGGGGGCUUGCAGAUGAUGACACAGGCUGCUCUGUGCUGGAGGUGAAGCUUCCUCCCCGCAGGCUCCGACCCAGGACAAGCCGGAGGGGGCCCAGUCUGAAGAUGGCCCCUCCUGGCCUGUGGAGAGAGAAGUCAGCAGGCCUGGCAAGCAGCCCCCACCCCCACCCCCAGGGAGCCGCUCCUCCUCACCCAGCCUUCCAAAGCCGCCCUCCCCUGGCAGAAGCCAGGCCAGGAAUGGAGGGUAAAGAUGAGGCUUGGCCUUGAAAGCCACCA
This is a messenger RNA of Meriones unguiculatus (Mongolian gerbil), 1956 nucleotides long. It is a transcript of the gene Agfg2, whose product is annotated as ArfGAP with FG repeats 2. The record is from RefSeq and is a predicted model, not a curated record. The transcript is spliced from 13 exons. Gene Ontology annotation, molecular function: GTPase activator activity. Bases 106 to 1542 code for a protein of 478 amino acids. Lineage: Eukaryota; Metazoa; Chordata; Mammalia; Rodentia; Muridae.